AUGGGUCUCUUUGAAACAAAUCUUCCAGGAACUAUCCAUAUGGCCAUUUAGCCUAAUUCCAAAGAAGAGAUUGAUUAACCCAGAGUAUACUCUUGACGUACUAUUUACAUGCAAUUUUAUUGGAAUUUGCUUUGCUAGAUCUCUACACUAUCAAUUCUACAGCUGGUACUUCCAUACAAUCCCAUGGCUGCUAGUAAGCUGACCAGCUUACGGAAAUUUUUCAAUUCUGAUUUUCUUGGCAAUAGAGGUAUGCUGGAACAUGUUCCCUCCUAGUGUUCUGUGGUCCUCAAUCCUCUCGGUAGCCCAUGCUCUGAUACUUCUCGGUAUUAUUUCCAAAAGACGUAUUGAUGUGAUCUAUUUCACAAGUGACAAGAAAAAGAUAGAGUAAACAUUCAACUUGAAAGAUAUGGGAAUUCAACUA
Molecule: messenger RNA, 421 nt
Organism: Moneuplotes crassus
Lineage: Eukaryota; Ciliophora; Spirotrichea; Euplotida; Euplotidae
Source: the annotation of a GenBank genome assembly